Messenger RNA from Procambarus clarkii (red swamp crayfish), 450 nucleotides. RefSeq lists its product as uncharacterized. The record is from RefSeq and is a predicted model, not a curated record. NCBI's taxonomy places the organism in Eukaryota, Metazoa, Arthropoda, Malacostraca, Decapoda, Cambaridae.
AUGGAGCAUCUUCUAUAUAAAGCUGAAGCAUUAAAUGCUGAUCACCAGUUCUCCUCCAUAUCGCAGACCAGCAUGGCUUCGAAGGUUUUUGUUGUCAUAGUCACUGUCCUGGCUGUCGCCUCAGCUGACAGCCGAUUGUCAUCCCGUUCUCCACCUCCCUCCCGCACUACACCAACUUCUACGUCCGGCCCUGCUGGUCAACCAACUCCAAGCAUCAAGCCCAGUCGUACUAUACGACCAAUCACCGUCAACCAUCCUACUCCACGCUUGAAGACCAGUCGUACUGUGCGGCCCACUCAGAGCAUCAAGCCUGGCCCAACCAUGCGACCUACUCCCAACAGCCAGCCCACUCCCAGCUUCAAGCCCGGCCCUACCAUGCACCCCACACUGAGUAAUCUGCCUACUCCCGGCCCAACCAGCCGUUCUUCAAGGCAAAGGCCUUCUCCCUGA